AUGGUCAAACAAGGUAUCAAACUAAAUGUUGUUACUUAUACUUCAUUAAUGGAUGAAUAUUGCCUAGUUAAUGAAGUGAACAACGCCAAUGUUAUAUUCAACACCAAGGCCCAAAGAGGAGUGAUACCCGAUGUCCAUUGCUAUAAUGUCGUGAUUAAUGGGUUUUGUAAGAUUAAAAUGAUGGAUGAAGCCAUGGACCUCUUUGAAGAAAUGCAGAGUACGAAGCUUAUUCCUAGUACAGUAACUUACAACUCUCUUAUUGAUGGUUUGUGCAAAUCAGAGAAAAUCUCACAUGCUUGGGAGCUUCUUGAUCAGAUGCAUGAUAGAGGUCAACUUGCCAAUGUAAUCACUUACAAUUCCUUAUUGCAUGCUUCAUGUAAAAACCAUCAUGUUGGUGAGGCAAUUGCAUUGGUCAAGAAAAUUAAAGACCAAGGCAUUCGACCAGAUGUGUCACAUACAAUACACUUAUGGAUGGACUUUGCAAACAAGGAAGACUUAAGGAAGCACAAGUGA
This is a messenger RNA of Trifolium pratense (red clover), 513 nucleotides long. Its product is annotated as pentatricopeptide repeat-containing protein At3g22470, mitochondrial-like. Lineage: Eukaryota; Viridiplantae; Streptophyta; Magnoliopsida; Fabales; Fabaceae. Gene Ontology annotation, molecular function: protein binding. The coding region runs from base 1 to 513 and encodes 170 amino acids. The transcript has a single exon. The record is from RefSeq and is a predicted model, not a curated record.